GAGGGGAGCCGAGGAGCGGCCGCCGCACAGCCUCUAGCCGCGCUCGCCGCAGGCUGUUACAAGGCAGGCACCGUUAUCCCAGGCUCAGAGAGGUUAAGCACUCGCCUGGAUCACACUGUCAGGACCCAGAGGCAGGAUUUGAUCUCAGGUCUGACUCCAAGGCUGGGCCCUCCUCACCUGUGCUGGUGCAAAGGCCUGAAGAAAUGUGAAGCCUGAGAGUCAUUGUGAAUUCUUUCCAGCGUGGCGGCUUCGGGGACGCCAGACAUCUUCCGUGGCGGCUCAGGGCUCCACAGGGGCCUAUGUGCGUGUGAGGAGACAGAGGGAGAGUGAAGCAGAACCAGACAUCCCUUCCCCUUGACUCCCUAACUCUGCUCCUAGUUCCAGUUCCGGCAAGGAUGUUGUUACCUUUGGCAACGAGAAUGUUAGUGCUGCUGCUGCCCCUGAGUCAGGCUGCUCCCAAGGACGGAACCGUGAGGUUGGACCCUGAGGUGCAGCAGCAGCCCCUGUCCAACCCCUUCCAGCCAGGCCAGGAGCAGCUUCGGCUUCUGCAGAACUACCUACAGGGACUGGAGAGGAUGGAAAAGGAGCCCGGACACAUGACCCGGGAGCAGGUUCUCCUCUACCUCUUUGCCCUCCACGACUAUGACCAGAGUGGACAGCUGGAUGGCCUGGAGCUGUUGUCCAUGUUGACCGCAGCUCUGGCACCUGGAGCUGCUGAUUUUCCCAUUGCCAACCCGGUGAUCCUGGUAGUGGACAAGGUGCUCGAGACCCAGGACCUGAACGGGGAUGGGCUCAUGUCCCCUGCAGAGCUCAUCAACUUCCCAGGAGAGGCCCCAAGGCACACACAGCCUGAAGAGCCCCCGGAGCCACAAGACAUUGGGAGGCAGCCCCCAUUAGCUAACAGCCCGCCAGGACAAGAGCUGCAGGGAGCCCUGGGUCCCAGAGAAGAUGGGGGACCGGCAGAGGCCAGAAGGGAGUCCUCAGAGCCUGUGCAGGAAGCUGGGGGACAGGCAGAGGCUGAAAGAGAAGUCCCAGGCCCUGCAGCAGAGGCUACAGGACAGGCAGAGGCCAGGGACACUGUAAAGGAUGCAGAGGAGCUUCCAGGGGAAACCUUGGAGUCUAAGAGCACCCCAAAUGAGUUUGAAGUUCAUGUUAUUCAACUGGAGAAUGAUGAGAUAUGAACCUUGACGAAAGAGAUCUGCACCUGCAGAAGUCUCAGUACCAGAACAUGAGCCCCGAAGAGUGGGGCGUGUAGGCUGGGACCAGGACUGCCUCUUUGUCUGCUUCCUGGCCCCCAGAGGGGCAGCUCAGGGAGACCUGAAGUUGAGGGCAGCAGCUUUAGGGCCCAGACAACCAAUAAAGAACUGAUGAACU
Messenger RNA from Lutra lutra (Eurasian river otter), 1374 nucleotides. RefSeq names its product cell growth regulator with EF-hand domain 1 (gene CGREF1). The coding region runs from base 396 to 1181 and encodes 261 amino acids. Gene Ontology annotation, molecular function: calcium ion binding. The transcript is spliced from 8 exons. NCBI's taxonomy places the organism in Eukaryota, Metazoa, Chordata, Mammalia, Carnivora, Mustelidae. The record is from RefSeq and is a predicted model, not a curated record.